Diutina rugosa is the source of this 717-nucleotide messenger RNA. RefSeq lists its product as uncharacterized. Lineage: Eukaryota; Fungi; Ascomycota; Pichiomycetes; Serinales; Debaryomycetaceae. Bases 1 to 717 code for a protein of 238 amino acids. The transcript has a single exon. The record is from RefSeq and is a predicted model, not a curated record.
AUGCUCACGGCACCCAAUCCCAACUCCCCCAUCAACCCCAUUAACCGCUACGUCAUCAUUGGCUCGCUCAUUUGCAACUCGUACAAGUUCAAGCUGAUCUUGGAAAGCCUUGACAAUGACGACCAGCGUCGCCUCAUGACUGAAUUCGUCAAGGAAAACCAGGAAUUCAAGCACAAUCUCCGUCAGGAAAUCGAGGCUAACGAUGCUUUCAAUAUCUUUGCCACUUUGAAGAAGAUGGUCGAAUUCGUGGAUGCUAUUCCGGAAAUGAACCCUGAAGAACGUGAAAAGCUUAACGACUUAUACAAACAGGCAACCAUUGAAUUUGACAACGACGAAAAGGCGUUAUUCCAAGAGCUUGCUGCCAUGACGGACCCAAUUGACAAGCAACAGCGUAUCAAGGAACAAUCGCAAAGAAAGGCCGAAAUGGUCAGCGACUUGGUUCACCGGGCCCGUGAGGUAUGCUACGGGUUCCAGGGACUUAGCCCCGAUCAAUUUAAUGUUAUUAAGGGCAUGUUGGACAAAGUGGAACAAGGAGAGGUCCCAUUUUACCAAGAGGCGGGGGCCAAGUACACGCGAUUUGUGCUCGACAAGUUCCGUGGCUCGGGCAUUCCCCAGGACUUGAUCAAUGAGGCAAUCGUCAUCAGUGAAGAGGUUGCCGCUGACUACUAUGCCGGCCACUUAUCGGCCACCGACUACCACCAGCUUCCCCUCUUCUAG